AAUCAUAUAAGUGGUAUUUCACCUUUUGCAAAUGUCUUUUACUUGUAAAUUAGUGGUUUUAUUUUAAUUGCUAUAGGUUAAAAAAAGAAUGAGGAAUUCACGUUUUAACCUUAUUGGAGAAAAUAAAAGUAAGACACCAUUUAAGCUUUAUUUUGUAUUUUAUUUUAUUUUUUUAAUGUAUUUUUAGUGGCUAAACACCGAUGCAGUGUAGUAUUUUAGUGUUGAAAAUUUGGUUUUGACCAUUGACUGUAACAAUGUAAUAAUGUAAUUGACUGUAUACAGUCGAUGGUUUUGACAAGUGCAGUUAUUUUUUUGACCGGAAGUUGCGUUGCGUCAUCUGCUCCGUUCGACGGAAGUGGGGAAAGCACGGCAGUCUAGUGUUUGUUGCUCGCUAGCUUGUAAAUAACCAUAGUGUAAAGCGAUCAGAACAACAAUUAUAUUAGAGGACAUUUUUAUAAACAGCAUCCAUGAUGUUCAACAGGCAAACCAGCCUUUGGAUGGGUGAUUUGGACCCAUACAUGGAUGAAAACUUCAUAAAGCAGGCCUUCAGUGCUAUGGGAGAAUCACCAUGUGGCGUCAAGAUCAUUACUCACAGGAUAACGGGGGGUUCAGCCGGAUACUGCUUUGUUGAGCUGGCAGAUGAGGAAAGCGUUGACCGUUGCGUCCAAAGGCUCAACGGAAAACUAGUUCCUGCGUCAAACCCGCCCCGGAAGUUUAAGCUAAACUAUGCUACCUACGGAAAAAGACCGGAAGCCGGGCCAGAGUUCUCAGUGUUUGUGGGCGACUUGGCCUCUGAAAUAGACGACUUCCAGCUCCAUCAAGUUUUUAAGAAGUACCCUUCCUGCAAAGGAGCCAAAGUCGUCACUGACCAGUAUGGAUACUCCAGAGGCUACGGUUUUGUCAAGUUCGGGGAGGAGAGCGAGCAGAAGAAGGCCAUUGAGGAGUGCCAGGGGACGGUACUGGGGGGCAAGCCGCUCAGGCUCAGCAUUGCUGUCGCAAAAAGCCAGAAAGUGAGCAACUACCAGGCAGGCCAGGGCCAGAGUUACCACAACAGCUACAGCCAGCCUCCGUCUGGUUACUAUGGUGGUCCUUAUGGUGGGGGUCAAGGAGGCUACUACUCUCAGUGGGGCGGCUAUGACCAGUAUGGAGGCUACAACAGCAGCGGCUAUGGCGGUGGCUACAACAGCGGCUACAACAACAGCUACAACAGCGGCUACAACUACAACUAUGGACCCUAUGGAUACCCUCCACCGGGACACAUGAUGCCACCGCCUCCCAUGGGGAUGCCCCCCAUGUCCACGGACAUGUCAGCCGCUGCAGAACAAAGUCAGGAGCAAACUGAAGCUGCAGAAGAGGAUAAUCCAGAAGAGCCCAUCCCUGAAUGCAACGUGGAGCAGUGGAACAAGAACUUCAUGGAGCGCAGCGAGGAGCUCUACGACGCACUGAUGAACUGUCACUGGGAACCUCUCGACUCUGUUGACUCGCCCAUCCCCACGCUCUCUUGAUGACUCCUUUAGCUCUUUUUUCUCCUCAGUGUACCGUUUUUAAAAAGAAGACUUUAUACUUCCUGAGCCUCUUCCCUCAUGGAAAUCUUACAGGUUCCAGCUAUAAAUUAUCAUGUGCACUUGUAAAGGUUGACCUGCUCACAGAUCCAGGUUCCUGUUGAGGACAAAACCGCUCACGGCUUCUGUGUUGUUUGUUACGAACGGGAAGGAUCAGCUGCUGUGUGUGUCACUGUGUGUAUCCACACAGAAGCUAUGUGGAUAUUUUGUGUUUGUGUUCAGUUUGGGAUAAAACGUCAUGAUGAGUCAUGCUUUAAUGACCAGCAGAAUUAUCUUUUAACAUUAUUCUAAUAGAGAAAAAUGACAUAUCUGCCUUUGUUUCUGUUUGCCAUACUCUCUGCCAGCACUCACACUUUGUUUUUUUUACCUAAAAACUGUCCGUUUUUAUUGUCUGGUUCUAUUUUCAUUUUCUCCUGUUCAUUUAGAGUACACAGUGAGAAGAUGGGAUUCUGCCAGAAGAUGAACAUCAGAGUUUUUGUAGGGUUGUCAGCCCGUUUGCUGUCACACCAUGAGACAGCAUUUCUGUUUCACGUUUAUCAAGGAAACGGCUUCAUAAGAACAGCGGGCUGAUGUAAACCAGGAGGAAGAGGCCUUUGCUUCAGAUUCAUCAGUGAUCUGAGAAACGUGUCUGUCUGGUACCAGACCACAGGACCCUCCCACGUCUGCGGUUGACCUUCUCUUGUUGAACCAUUAUGGAAGGAGCCUUCAUGAUUGGAGGCCAGUGUCUUUAAUGUAUAUGUAUAUGUAAAAUAAAGUUUUAUAUGCAGACUCU
Messenger RNA from Oryzias melastigma (Indian medaka), 2334 nucleotides. RefSeq names its product tRNA selenocysteine 1 associated protein 1b (gene trnau1apb). Gene Ontology annotation, molecular function: RNA binding. Bases 468 to 1505 code for a protein of 345 amino acids. The transcript is spliced from 9 exons. NCBI's taxonomy places the organism in Eukaryota, Metazoa, Chordata, Actinopteri, Beloniformes, Adrianichthyidae. The record is from RefSeq and is a predicted model, not a curated record.